ACUGUCAUUUCAAAAGACCGUUGAACGGGAUCGGUAGUUGGCCACAGCGUUACGGAUCGCACGCGUCUCUAUACAAAACUCGAGAAAAUCCCGGUGAAGUACCGUGAAAUGACGAGCGUCUGGUAGAGUGCAAGUUUGAUAAAAAACAAUAAAAAAUAAACAAAUUACCACUUGAGUGUUCAAACCAUUUAAUAUGGCAAAAAAGCAGGUGCUAGUUUUAACCCUCCUGUGCCUGGGUUCGCUUUUUUUCGAAACCGUUCGGACUUCCACAGAAUAUAAUCGCUACCUGGCCCAGAUAUUCCAAAAAUACGGCAAUGGCGGGACAAUCAACUUUGAGGGUCUUGAGCAUUUGAUGUUUAGCUUAAACUUGGGUCAAAUCCAAUUCGAACCCUCACAUACGAUUGAUCAGCAUCGACCUCAAGGAUACUCCAACGAGACAACAAACAGCUCAAAUAUCACAUAUUACUUUGAGCCAACACGAGUUAAUACCACCGAUGAGGAAGCUUUGGAGGUGCAAAUUUCAACACCCAGUAAUCUUGGCCCUGAGGUUCCGGAAUUCCUAGAAAUUCAUGACCCCAAGCACAGGCAUCCACGAGAGAGCUCAGAGCCAGUUGCUGCUUGCUUAUCGCCAAAGUCUUUAUUAUCCCUUCUCGUGGACCACAAUGAUCUUCACAAAAACAGCGCCUACCAAAAAUUGCUGAAGAAGAAUGGAGACAGUUCAACUGAUGCUAAUCACAAUUCAGAGGAGGAGUACAACGAGUUCAUUAACUCCGUACGAAUUACCCCACGAGCUUUUAUGAAACUGUGUCCAGCCCUUUUGGCUCAAAUCGAUAAUGGAGUUUGCAAGCAACCAGCUCCUCGAUCAGAAAACCUAAACGAUAAGAACCAAAAGAUUUGGUACGCUUGGAUAUAUGCCAGCAUCACCAUGCUAAUUCUCUCUGCUUGCGGAUUGCUUGGAAUUCUUUUGGUUCCUUUGAUGAAAACCGCUGCGUAUCAAGAAAUCCUCAAGUUCCUGGUGUCCAUUGCUGUGGGCACAUUAGCCGGCGAUGCCCUUAUGCACUUGCUCCCGCAUGCUCUUUUUAAGGAGGAGAAACAUGAGGAGGAGGUGACUGGUAUUAAUCCAUUGGAAUCAGACCACAAACAUAGCAAUGAGGCUGCUCUGCUUUGUGGCUGCUCCUUCCUGGCUGCUCUUUUUAUGUACAUGCUGGAGAAUCUGAUUCCCUUGCUUAAAGGAGGUAAACCAGGACAUGGACAUAGCCACGGACAUGGUCACAGUCACAGUCAUAAUCAUAUGGAGAAGCCAGCUCCACAUGAUGGUGCCGAAUUGCCAGCACCUCGAGAACUUAACGUGAUGCUGCAGGAGUCCAAAUUGGAUGAGAAAACUCCUGAUCGGCCACUCACUCCAGUGGCCUUCAUGGUAAUCAUCGGAGAUGGGUUGCACAAUCUCACCGAUGGCCUGGCCAUUGGGGCUGCCUUUGCCAGUGAUCCGGUCACAGGUUUUGCCACCGCAUUUGCAGUCCUCUGCCACGAGUUGCCCCACGAGCUUGGAGAUUUUGCCCUGCUCCUCCAAACAGGUGUCUCCAUGCGAAGAGCUGUUUACAUGAAUAUUGUGAGUUCAGUUCUUAGCUUUGUAGGCAUGUCCCUGGGUCUUUUCAUUGCCGGAAUCGGAGAUGGUAUGACCCAAUGGAUUUAUGCAGCCACUGCAGGUUCAUUCCUUUAUAUUGCCUUUGCCGAUCUAGUGCCCACAAUGAGCGUGGCCCACAAUCCGGAGAUGGCGAAAGAUCCGAAAGGUAUAAUUAUACAAAUUUUCGGUAUUCUUUUGGGUGGACUGAUAAUGUUAGUUAUAGCUUUGAAUGAGCACGAUUUGGAAGGUCUGUUUAAGCGCUUUUAAAAGCAACUCUCAAAACAGAAUUAUUUCUUUUCUUUUUGUAGAUAGUAUUUUAAGCCUAUGUUUCUUUGAAAUCUCCGAUUCUCUGCCUUCUUCAAGCAUGCCUUAAAUGUUAAAGAUGAAAUCGCUACCAAAUGUUUCUUAGUUUUAUAGAAAUCUCUCAAAUUUUGUAAAAUAGAUUAAAAGUGUUUUAAAGAACCAAUUAAAAUAAAACUGUUUCCUGUUCAAAUAGGAUAUACUGAAAAUUAAAAGGAUUUAUAAUCUUCAAAUCAUUCCUUAAAAGUGGCCACAAGUGUUCCGUAUGUAAAAUUUAGCUCUUUUGAGCACUGAAUUUAUUUUAAUUUGUGUAAGCUUUUCAGAAUUUCAUUCCAUAAUUAGUUUAAAUAUUAAGUAAUAGAGUUGUUAGUAUGUACUUUUUAAAGACGGUUAUGCUUUUGUAACAAACUGGGGCGCUCUUUAAUGAUUUACCUUUUAACACUUAUUGUAUAGCUUUAAAUAUUAAAGAACGUUUUAAGAUAA
Messenger RNA from Drosophila eugracilis, 2407 nucleotides. RefSeq names its product zinc transporter foi (gene Zip71B). The transcript has 4 exons. Gene Ontology annotation, biological process: zinc ion import across plasma membrane; intracellular zinc ion homeostasis. Gene Ontology annotation, molecular function: zinc ion transmembrane transporter activity. The record is from RefSeq and is a predicted model, not a curated record. Lineage: Eukaryota; Metazoa; Arthropoda; Insecta; Diptera; Drosophilidae. The coding region runs from base 194 to 1891 and encodes 565 amino acids. Gene Ontology annotation, cellular component: membrane.